Pocillopora meandrina is the source of this 3601-nucleotide messenger RNA. The record is from the annotation of a GenBank genome assembly. NCBI's taxonomy places the organism in Eukaryota, Metazoa, Cnidaria, Anthozoa, Scleractinia, Pocilloporidae.
AUGUUUUUGCUGGAUAAAUCUGGGACAACUGUAAGUAUAUAGUUUAAAAUUUAUUGAACAACUUUUGAACCUUUCCCAAUGGUUAAAACUUUAAAGACUAUCAUGAGGCUGGCAUGAUGAACGAAGGCUGGCAUGAUGAACGAAGCCUGUAAACUGUCAUGGAUGUCGCCAGGUGCAAACUUUCACAAACAAUUUUCGACGAAAUCGUUCAGAUAUUCUCCUCACGUUUGGAAGACCAAAAUCCAAGAAUUAUGAGGAAUAGAAAGAGAAGGGUCUCGAGUGUCUAUCUUUUACAAUUGAAAGUAAAUUCUUUUAGUUAAUCCAUCUCCCUUCUAUACCCCAAAGCCGACCUCAAUACAGCGCUGCGUGAAUACUUUUAAUUGGUUUACCGGCAUUUUUUUUUCUAAGAGGGAUAUCGAUAGACAAAGAUAAACUCAUAUUUGUUUGUUAUUCCACAAUACUCAAAUCGGAUUACUUGGCUGGUGAAUCAAUAGAAAUUGUGGUCUUUGGCUUUUUACAACAAAUGUAAUUAGUACUUGCACUCUUUCCUACAGGGCGCAAAUUAAUUCGGGCGGGCAAAGUAUCUUUGUAUCUUUGAAUUGCGUCGGUCAAAGAUGCGUUUUUGAUUUAGGAUUAAAUUUCUUAUUCUUAUGAAGAUGCUGGAUUGUUUUGCCCAUCCUAGAGUCAGGCGAAACUGAAACAUUCACUUAAAUGUGUCGCGCAAUCGAGUUCUACUACCUUCAUCAACGGUUUUUUUUUUACCUAAUUUAAUGGAUUGAGUGGCUCGAAGUGCAAUUACGAACAACCACGAAUAUUUUUUACUUUUAUCAUUAUUAACUCUUUCUAAACCAAGGUUCAAAAUUAAAGCGAUUUGAGGGUUCGAAUAACUAAAUCGUCUUUAGUCUCGAGGAAUUCUGCCUGAUCCCGUGCUUAAUUCCGAUAAAAUUAAGAGUGUGUUUGCUGGACGUCGUGAAAUCUUGUUCAUUCAAGUCUUUUUCUUUCAGUUUAAGUCUCCAUGGUUAUUCUUGUCUUCUAAAAUCUCUUUGGGUGUCGAGACUCUUGGUUCGCCAUUACCUACUUUCCUCCCCUCUUCUCCCCUGUCAGGUCGUCCUCAAUCAGUUCCCCCUACGGUACAACCUCGUUCCUAGUGACCACUCCUACUCUCCCCUCUCAGGGGGAUGAGUUGUACAAAACCCUGGUUAUUAUGAAAAGGCUUCCUCAGAUACCAUAAUUGCAUAAUGAUAUACAGAUUUUGUAAAUCGUCAGGAAUUCGAAGCAUAUAGCUAUAGGUCACUUGUUGUGAUGGGGAAAGUAAGACAAUGAGGAAUAAAGAACGAAUUAACUCGGCUAUGAAAACUUCGUUUCCUAAUAUGCAAAACUUCCUAACUUAGUAAGGCCAUCGCAAAUUUCUCUUUCGAAAAUUUUAAACUGUUCAGUACAGUCUGGCCAAAAUUCCCCACAAAGUGUUGUAAGGAGCAUGAAAGCAUAUUCAUGUGGAGAGUACAAUAUAAAUGCAUCAUUAUCAUAAUCAAAAACAGCUGGGCUAAAGUAAGCUCAAUAUUAGAUCAUUAAGUGUGCUUCCGGUGACUCUGGGUUAGGAGACCUUCUUUUCACACUGACGCACACACGAUCCUGACUUCCAUUGUUGCCAGAUGGUGUACUUCCGAACCCGCCCAAGAUUAUUUUGAAUAACAUACUAUUUCCUGUGAACAUACACUACCCACUGAGUUGUACGUGUUUACAUCUAUUUUAAGUUUUGUUAUGUCUUUUUCAAUCGUUGUUCAUCAUUCUUUAGUUAGAAGAUCGGAAGGAAGUGUCACAGGCGGCCCAGGAGGCGAAACUAGAUAGAGAACUGCGCCGUUUUGAAGAGGAGUUGGAAUUGUUUUUAAUUGAUAAAGAUCACUUUUUGGAAGAUCUCUACCGCCGAUUAAAACAAAUUACUUCUCUCUGGAAAUCAUGGAGAUGUCAGAGAUUGCGUGAAAUUUCUGUAACGCAACUUGUGUCCGCAAAACAGGUAAACAACUUUGAAUGGGUAGGUGCUUGUCACAUUUGAAGCUAGUUUAAGGCUUGACACUCGGCAAAGCAUGAAACCGCGAAUUUGAAAUUUUUAGGGGAUAGAAUCUUCCAGAGUGGCUCAGGCAAUUAUUCGUAACGCGCUCAAUUCCUUUUACUUAAGUUUAUUGCUUCACACUACAUUUCAUGGUAAGUGUGCCACUAACGGGUUCUUUAUCCCUUUUAUCUGUAGAUUGAAGAUCUUAUUCACUGGGAACAAAACCUCCCUGGGAAGAAGAAGACUAUAACAAAAAUAGAAAAACCAACAGAUAUGCUGAUCAGAUUCCUUCAAGCUUGUCUCGAAUCCAGACAGCUUUACGAACAAUUCCUCCUCUCAAUUUACAAACCUCUUCACCUGUUCUUUAGUGAUGACAAAGCUGCCCCUUUUUCCGAGGCAUUGGGUCGAGUUCUCGAGAAGUGGAGUUACCUACUCGAACCAAGCCCCAUAGAUCACAGACUACUGAGUGCAGAGAGUUCCGAAGCAGUCCACAACAUGAACUUGUCAAAGAAACCACGUGACACAAAUUUCAACCUUAUUCUGCGGCUAGUGCCGGACUUCGCCGUAAAAGGCUUCGAAGCUCUUUACCUUGCGCGACAGUGGAGAGCUCUUUUAGGUUACUCGGGUUACAGUAGAGAAUUGAAAUUCAUUCAAAUCCGGAGACAGCGUCGAUCAAGAGAGCACAUCAGUAGUGAGCCCGCAAAUAUUCCCGUUCCUUUCAGCAUAUUUCAUAAUUUGGAAAGAAAACUUAACCAAUCGAAAGAUCGAUACAAAACAGUGGACCCAAGAAAUCACAUUACAAAAGCUGUACUCCACCAUGAAACUCACACCAACACGAAUUAUGGCGUGCAAGGAACAUUUGCAAGAUCCACCAAUGACGACACGAAAUUCACUUCAUUUACCCGCGAGUCUAACGAACAGCGAAUCCACCGUUUGCAGACAGAUCUGAAACGUGAACAACUACAAGUGCAGAGGCUUAGAAACGAACUUCUUCACGUAGAAAUUGCGUCGCGCUACAUGAGGGAACCGCCAAUGCUAAGACCACUGUUUGACAUUCUGGCCUCUACCAAGGGAAAGUGCCGCAUGUUAAGAAAUGAGAUUUCAAAACAGGCUUGCCAGCCCGAUUGUGCUUUUGACAAAAUCCCUAACUCCAGAGGUUUGAUCCAAUCUAGUAAGGACUCUUUCACGUCAGAAAGGAAAAGGUUAGCCUCCAGGGCUCUUUUGACCUCUUGGCACCGCGCGCAAACCACUUAGAAACAACUUGUGAUCUGAAAAUACGUUUAAAAAAAACACACACAAGUGGGAACUGAAACAGAGAACCUAAAGGCGUUUGCAGGAAGAAGUCUGUUCUCUUCACUCAAUUUAUCACAAUUUAUCAAAUGUAUUUGAGGGGUGUGAAGUGUGAGAGGGCAAGACUACUCUAAUCUCUUGUGCAGAAGCAAGUGAGUCAGGAGUAUUCAGUAUAUUAAAAGCUUUUUGAUCAGAAUAUAUAUUUGCCUCCGACCCUAAAUGUUUGAUACUAGCAUAUCAACCACUCCAUCUCGUCAGCUG